Molecule: messenger RNA, 1674 nt
Organism: Mauremys mutica (yellowpond turtle)
Lineage: Eukaryota; Metazoa; Chordata; Testudines; Geoemydidae
Product: probable G-protein coupled receptor 33
Exons: 2
Coding region: 325-1374 (349 amino acids)
Biological process (GO): complement receptor mediated signaling pathway; inflammatory response; phospholipase C-activating G protein-coupled receptor signaling pathway
Cellular component (GO): plasma membrane
Molecular function (GO): G protein-coupled receptor activity; complement receptor activity
Source: RefSeq, a predicted model, not a curated record
UGUAACUAUUUGUGCAAGUGACCAUGCCCACUCCAUCUCCAGGAGUUCCUGGAAACCCUGUUAGGGAGCACUGAGGGCGAAAGAGAUCAGCUAUACGACCGUGACCAGCUUCCUAGCCCGAGCCAUGGUGCGGUGAGGCCAGAACCAGACAGGGUGGCAGGGGAGAGUGCACUGGUCCAUGCUGGUGAGGGUGAGGACGGAAAUGGCAGAGAACAGGCCCAGGGAGAAGGAGGCAUUGAGGAGCUCACACAUGGCCAUGCCAAAGACCCAGAGGAAACCCAGGCAGAUGUAGAUGUGAACAGAGUUAUAAAGCAGGAGGGCACCAUGGACCAAGCCUACACGACUCUCCCACCAACCACUGGGGCAAAUUCCAGCCAGACCCCAGCAGCUGUGAGCGCCGCUCAUGUGGCUGCGGCCGCGUUGCUCUGCCCCACCUUCCUGUUGGGUGUGAUGGGGAACGGGCUGUACCUGUGGGUGCUGGGACUGAAGAUGAGGAGGACGGUGACCACCCUCUGGUUCCUUCACCUGGUCUCCUGCUACUUUCUCUUCACCCUGCUGAUCCCCUUCUUCAUCGUCUACGUCCUCCUGGGUUUCCACUGGGUCUUCGGCACGGCCUUGUGCAAGCUUCUCAACACCUGCAUCUCUGUGGGCAUGUUCACCUCCGUCUUCCUUCUCACCCUCAUCAGCUUGGACCGUUACACCCUCACUCACCAUCCCAUCUGGUCUCGGAAUCACCGCACUGUGCCCCGAGCUCAGAAGCUGGUUGUGGGCGUGUGGCUGGCCUCGUUCGGUCUCAGUACUCCCUACCUGGCUUUCCGGGAGACCCAGGUGGUGGAUGGGGGCAGAAUCAUCUGCAUCAACAAUUACGCCCUCUCCAGAGACUGGAAUGAAGCUGAGCCGCAGGACCUGGGAAGACGGGUCCACCUGGCUGUCUUCAUUGUCCGGUUCCUGCUGGGCUUCCUGCUGCCCUUCUGCACCAUCGCGGGAUGCUAUGGCUGCAUGGGGCUGAAGAUGAAGGAGAAAAAGCUGGCAUGGGCUGGGAAGCCCUUCAAAGUCAUGGUGGCUGCUGUGGUUUCCUUCUUUCUCAGCUGGCUGCCCUACCACCUCUACCAGAGCUUGAAUCUCUACAAAAAGGAGAUGCCAGAGUCAGUGACGGGUGCUCUCUUGGUCAUUUACACCUUCUCAUCCUGCUUCAACGCCUGCUUCACCCCCAUCCUCUACCUCUUUGUGGGGGAGAAGUUCUGGCAGGUCUUCAGGACGUCUCUUCUCACUCUGGUCAAAGCAGCGUUUGUCGAUGAUCUCGGCAGCAGUGCCCUCGAGUAUAGUGGAAGACACGGGUCAGAAGUUGAGAACACAAGAAAAGAGAUGGUCUGAAGUUGUCCAGACUGAGGGAGAGUUGAAAACUUGCCGUCCUAGUUGUUCCUAGAUCCCUGAUGGCUCUAAAAUCUGAUGGGUUCUAGGUGUCUCAUUGUUUAUAUACCCUGCAGUGUCCCUGAAUUCUAGAUUCCCUGCUCUCUCCAGAAUCCCAUGCAUUCUAGGUCUCUCAAUAUUUUCAUACUCAAUGGGUCAUCAAUGGAACCAGAUCAGUCACCAGUUCCAGAAUCGUGUGUGUUUUAGAUCACUCAGUGUGUUCUCACCUAAUUGACUCUCUUGGAUUCUGCAUCACUAGCUGGC